Molecule: messenger RNA, 1518 nt
Organism: Amorphotheca resinae ATCC 22711
Lineage: Eukaryota; Fungi; Ascomycota; Leotiomycetes; Helotiales; Amorphothecaceae
Product: glycosyltransferase family 15 protein
Exons: 5
Coding region: 1-1518 (505 amino acids)
Biological process (GO): cell wall mannoprotein biosynthetic process; protein N-linked glycosylation
Cellular component (GO): Golgi apparatus; membrane
Molecular function (GO): alpha-1,2-mannosyltransferase activity
Source: RefSeq, a predicted model, not a curated record
AUGGGUUUCGUGCAGAGAGUCCUGAAGCGCUUGCCUUCGGCGCCUAAUCUACCGUCGGUCGAGGACGUCAAGACGAAAUCGAAAGCCUCCUCGAGAUUGGCCUUUUUCCGGCGGCCGCUGCGCUUAAAGGGCAAUUCCAACAUCUCGAUACCGCUCGGCGUCGUGCUCCUCUUCCCAUGUAUCGUCGUGGUGUUGAUCCUAGUGCUUUUUGUCCGCCAUCCUAAAUCAGGGGUCGGCAUGUUAAUGCCAGCCGGAGCUCCACCAGCCAUCAGAAAAAUAUCCGAAGAGCAUGAUAAGGUGUUCGUGACAGGUUGCUUAGAGCCGGAUACUUCACAGCCUCGCGCGAAUGCGGCCUUUGUGGUGUUGGCAAGGAAUAAGGAGUUGGAUGGUGUGAUACAGUCCAUCAAGUCGAUCGAGAGACAUUUCAACCGAUGGUACCACUACCCGUACGUGUUCUUAAACGAUGGGGACUUCAAUGAGACGUUCAAGGAGACGGUUGUGAACUACACGAGCGCUCCUGUGGAGUUUGGGAAGAUCGACCCGAGCAUGUGGGGAUUCCCCGAUUGGAUUGACCCGAAGGUUGCAAAGGAGGGCAUUGCAAAGCAGGGGGACGAUGCGAUCAUGUACGGUGGAAUGGAGAGUUAUCAUGCCAUGUGCAGAUUCUACUCAGGGUUCUUCUACAAGCAUAAGCUUCUAGAGAAGUAUGAAUGGUACUGGCGGUUGGAGCCAGAAAUCAAGUAUUUCUGUGAUAUUACAUAUGACCCUUUCCUGAAGAUGAUUGAAACGAACAAGACUUAUGGCUUCACGAUCGCAGUUAAGGAAUUGAAGGAGACAGUUCCAAAUAUUUUCCGAUACGCCUCAGCAUACAAAAGAGUAAAUAAUUUGACCUCCCAAGGUUUGUGGGAGAUGUUUGUCGAACCUCAACCAGAUCCACCCAAGGACGUUCCAGAAGAGGAUCCAAAUCUCAAGCACCCUCUGCCGGAAGAGAUCCUGCGAGGCGACCCAAACCAUGUCUCCAUUCCAGAUAUCGACCUCGAGGCAAUGGAAGGGGAGAAGUACAACAUGUGCCAUUUCUGGUCUAACUUUGAGAUCGCUAGACUCAGCUGGUUCAGGAGUAAGGAGUACGAGGACUUCUUCCAGAUGAUGGAUCGCAGUGGAGGAUUCUGGAUGGAGCGGUGGGGAGAUGCGCCCAUUCAUUCCUUGGCAGCAGGAGCACUCCUCGCUCCCCGCGACAUCCACUACUUCCGUGAUUUCGGUUACCGACACACCACGAUCCAGCACUGUCCAGCGAAUGCACCAGCCCGUCAAAUUCCGCGGACGCCUUACCUCGAAAUGACCACGCUGGACGAGAAGAAACGGAAAGAAGAAGACGAGUAUUGGGAUGCCUGGGAUCCGGUCAAGGAGAACGGGGUGGGAUGCAGAUGCAGAUGCGACACGGACAUUGUUGACGUGGAAGGGAAACAAGGAUCCUGCCUAGCAGAAUGGGUCGACGUUGCCGGCGGCUGGGCAAGUCCUUGA